AUGAAGCACAUCUCUUUCUCUUCCAUUGCUCUUUGCUUCCUUUUCUUCUUCUUAGUAACUCCUACUCCUAACAAUAGCAUUUCAACCCUUGAUGCUUCGACCAUCGAUAUAACAAACCGAACCUGCAAAAAAUGUGCGGAGGAAUAUUCCAAAACUUUCAGCUAUGACUUUUGUAUAAGCUCUCUCCAAGCAAUUCCCGUCAGCCAUGUGACAAAUAUUCACGGACUAGCAAUAAUUGGCAUGGAACUAGCUCUAGAAAAUGCAACCAACACCAUUUCAACCAUUAAGUACUUGUUGAGUUAUGGAACUUUAGACCGCUUUGCCUUGGUUGCCUUACAGGAUUGUUUGGAACUAUAUGCAGAUGCUCUUGUGACAAUAGUAGAUGGUGUGGCAGCAUUUCUGACAGAACAUUAUAGUGUCGCUAACGUGAAGGUGAGUGCAGUUAUGGAAGCAUCAACCACCUGCGAAGAAGGGUUCUCAGAUAAGACAGGAGUGGUUUCUCCAUUGACAGAAGAGAAUUACAAUCUCUUCCAGUUAUCUGAUAUAGCACUGUGUAUCAUUCACAUGCUCAGUCUAGCUGUAUGUAAAUAA
This is a messenger RNA of Populus trichocarpa (black cottonwood), 591 nucleotides long. RefSeq names its product putative invertase inhibitor. The transcript has a single exon. Bases 1 to 591 code for a protein of 196 amino acids. Gene Ontology annotation, molecular function: enzyme inhibitor activity. Lineage: Eukaryota; Viridiplantae; Streptophyta; Magnoliopsida; Malpighiales; Salicaceae. The record is from RefSeq and is a predicted model, not a curated record.